AUGGGUUCAAAUUCAAACACCGCCGACCGCUUUAACGCGGAUGCGCUCAAGCAUAUCGUGCGCGCCGGUUCUUCUGCGGCGAUGAUCGACUGGGGCAACGAGGAGCACCGCCGCUGCAUCGUCGCCUGCAUGGUCAAAGGCGCUUACGUCCUCGAGAGCGACAGAGCGAUGGGCAGGUCGGAGGCGGCGGCGCUGGCGCCGGCGUGGUGGGAGAGUUUUCACUUCAGCAUCAACCAGAAACUCACGGAGGGCAGGUCCAUCUAUGGUGCCAUCUACGAGCACGUGCCCGGCCCCCGCCACCCAGCCGCUCCACGGUAUGUCGUCGCCUUCAGGGGCACCAUGCUCAGGCAUCCCGAGUGGAAGGUGGUGAUCAAAGACCUCUACCAUGACUUCGAAAUAUUGAUCAACAAACCGAAGAAUGGCACACGCUCCAAGCUAGCGUGCCGGGCGGUCGACGAACUUAUGGAUUGCCAAGCCGGCCUAGGAAGCGCCGACGUCUGGCUCGCCGGGCACUCUCUCGGCGCUUCGCUGGCACUGGACGUGGGGCGGGACAUGAUGGAGAGGCGGGAGCUCAACCUCCCUACCUUCCUCUUCAACCCGCCGCAGGUGUCGCUGACGGCGGCGAUGAACUUGCUGAACGCGCAGGACGUGGCCAAGAGGCACCUGCACUUCACGAGUUACUUCUUCAAGGCCGGUGCGGCGACGGUCUCGGGUUGCCACCGGGAGCGCAUGGAGAAGCUGUUCGACCGGCUUUCCCCAUGGGUGCCGAAUCUGUACCUGCACGAGAAGGACUGGAUCUGCCAGGGCUUCAUCGACUACUUCGAGCUGCGGCAGCAGUUCGUGGACCGCUUUCACUCCCGCUUUCCCUGCGUUGCAAGCAAGUCCAUGACACUGUCGUACCGCGACAUGCUCUGGAGCCUGCUUGGCAAGGACAAGGAGCGGCUGCAUCUCCUGCCAUCGGCGAUGCUGUGGAAGACCGCGCAAACCAGCCUCGAUGCGCACGGCCUCCAGCAGUGGUGGAAACCGGACAACGGGCGCCGGCACACGUUAUAGGUACCCUGGUACCUGA
Messenger RNA from Triticum urartu, 1069 nucleotides. RefSeq names its product GDSL esterase/lipase At4g10955-like. The record is from RefSeq and is a predicted model, not a curated record. Lineage: Eukaryota; Viridiplantae; Streptophyta; Magnoliopsida; Poales; Poaceae.